Molecule: messenger RNA, 5282 nt
Organism: Sebastes umbrosus (honeycomb rockfish)
Lineage: Eukaryota; Metazoa; Chordata; Actinopteri; Perciformes; Sebastidae
Product: NLR family CARD domain-containing protein 3-like
Exons: 15
Coding region: 156-4058 (1300 amino acids)
Molecular function (GO): protein binding
Source: RefSeq, a predicted model, not a curated record
UUAAUGUUUGACUUGAGUUCUUCUUUCCAAAGUUCAGAGCUGCUCUGUUAUCACAUUUCCUUAAAGAACACUUCAGAUAGAAGACGAAUACAGAGAGUUCAGACAGUAUGUGAAUCCACAGACCUUUGAAAACCUCCUGCUGUGUGGGCUCUGCUAUGAAUCGGUGUGAGGACAGAGAGGAUGGAGUCCCUUCCUCUAAAACCUCUCUGCGUGGAGGACAUGAUGGCCAGACCAAAGCUCAGAGACCACGCUCUCCUGUAUCCAGCUGUGUGUCCAUGAAGAGUGACAGCUCUAAGGGUCGACCUUUUGACUUCAAACAUGGACAGCAGUCUGCUGAUCCAGGCCCAGAGUGGCAAUACAGACCGGACUCUCCUGUAUCCAGCUGUGUGUCCAUGAGGAGUGACAGCUCUAAGGGUCGACCUUUUGACUUCAAACAUGGACAGAAGUCUGAUGAUCAUAGUAUCCCUCAGCAGAGACCAGAUCACUCUGGAAUCAGCUGCGUGUCCAUGAAGAGUGACAGCUCUAAGGGUCGACCUCUUGACUUCAAACACGGACAGAAGUCUGAUGAUCAAAAGAUCCCUCAGCAGAGACCAGAUCCUUCUGGUCCCAGCUGUGUGUCCUUGAAGAGUGACAUCUCUAAGGGUCGACCUCUGGACUUCAAACGUGAAGAGAAGUCUGAUUAUCAAAAGAUCCCUCAGCAGAGACCGGAUCCUUCUGGUCCCAGCUGUGUGUCCUUGAAGAGUGACAGCUCUAAGGGUCGACCUUUUGACUUCAAACAUGGACAGCAGUCAGAUGAUCAAAAGAGGAUCAAAAAGCAGAAACAAGACUCUCCUGUAUCCAGUAGUCAAUCUGCCCAGCAGCAUCAAACAGACCUGAACUCUGUAUUCAUGCUGCUUGAGGAGAACAUUAUCAGUUUUGUGAAGAACGAACUGAAGAAGUUCCAGAAAGUUCUGAGUCCAGAUUACCCAGAAUGCUUUGAGAGUCAGUGUGAGGAUCAGGAGGCGGGGGAAGGCGAGGAAGAAGAGAAGUGGAGGAGCAGCAGAGAGGGAUUUCUGAAGAUCACACUGCACUUCCUGAGGAAAUUGAAGCAUGAGGAGCUGGCUGGCCAUCUGCAGAGCAGAACUGGUGUUGCUGCUCUCUUAUGUCAGCGCAAACUAAAGUCUGAUCUAAAGAAGAAGUAUGAGUGUGUGUUUGAGGGGAUUGCUAAAGCAGGAAACCCAACCCUUCUGAAUCAGAUCUACACAGAGCUCUACAUCACAGAGGGAGGGACUGCAGAAGUCAAUGAUGAACAUGAGGUCAAACAGAUUGAAACAUUAUCCAGGAAACCAGACAGACCAGAAACGACAGUCAGACGAGAAGACAUCUUUAAACCCUCACCUAGAAGAGAUGAACCAAUCAGAAAAGUGAUGACAAAGGGAGUGGCUGGCAUCGGGAAAACAGUCUUAACACAGAAGUUCACUCUGGACUGGGCUGAAGACAAAGCCAACCAGGACAUACAGUUCACAUUUCCUUUCACUUUUAGAGAACUGAAUGUGCUGAAAGAGAAGAAAUUCAGCUUGGUGGAACUUGUUCAUCACUUCUUUAAUGAAACUAAAGAAGCAGGAAUCUGCAGGUUUGAAGAGUUCCAGGUUGUGUUCAUCUUUGACGGUCUGGAUGAGUGUCGACUUCCUCUGGAUUUCCAAAACAAUCAGAUCCUGACUGAUGUUACAGAGUCCACCUCAGUGGAUGUGCUGCUGACAAACCUCAUCAGGGGAAAACUGCUUCCCUCUGCUCGCCUCUGGAUAACCACACGACCUGCAGCAGCCAGUCAGAUCCCUCCUGAGUGUGUUGACAUGGUGACAGAUGUCAGAGGGUUCACUGACCCACAGAAGGAGGAGUACUUCAGGAAGAGAUUCAGGGAUGAGGAGCAGGCCAACAGAAUCAUCUCCCACAUCAAGACAUCCCGAAGCCUCCACAUCAUGUGCCACAUCCCAGUCUUCUGCUGGAUCACUGCUACGGUUCUGGAGGAUGUGUUGAAGACCAGAGAGGGAGGAGAGCUGCCCAAGACUCUGACUGAGAUGUACAUCCACUUCCUGGUGGUUCAGUCAAAACUGAAGAAGAAGUAUGAAAGAGGAGCUGAGAAAGAUCCAGGCUGGAGUUCGGAGAGCAGGAAGAUGAUUGAGUCUCUGGGAAGACUGGCUUUUGAGCAGCUGCAGAAAGGCAACCUGAUCUUCUAUGACUCAGACCUGACAGAGUGUGGCAUCGAUAUCAAAGCAGCCUCAGUGUACUCAGGAGUGUUCACAGAGAUCUUUAAAGAGGAGAGAGGGCUGUACCAGGACAACGUGUUCUGCUUCGUCCAUCUGAGUGUUCAGGAGUUUCUGGCUGCUCUUCAUGUCCAUCUGACAUUCAUCAACUCUGGUGUCAAUCUGCUGUCAGGAGAAAAAACAACCUCCCUGCUUUCUAAAGUCUUCAAAGACAAACCUAAACUGACAGAACUCUACCAGAGUGCUGUGGACAAGGCCUUACAGAGUCCAAAUGGACACCUGGACUUGUUCCUCCGCUUCCUCCUCGGUCUUUCACUGCAGCCCAAUCAGACCCUCCUACGAGGUCUCCUGACACAGACAGGAAGUAGCUCAGAAACCAAUCACAAAACAGUUAAAUACAUCAAGAAGAAGAUCAGCGAGACAUCGUCUACAGAGAAAAACAUCAAUCUGUUCCACUGUUUGAAUGAGCUGAAUGAUCAUUCUCUAGUGGAGGAGAUCCAACAGAACCUGAGAUCAGGACAUUUCUCCACAGAAAAACUCUCUGACGCUCAGUGGUCAGCUCUGGUCUUCAUCUUACUGUCAUCAGAAAAAGAUCUGGAUGUAUUUGACCUGAAGAAAUACUCUGCUUCAGAGGAGGCCCUUCAGAGGCUGCUUCCAGUGGUCAAAGCCUCCAACAAAGCCCUGCUGAGUGGCUGUAACCUCUCAGAGAGAAGCUGUGAAGUUCUGUCCUCAGUUCUCAGCUCCCAGUCCUCUACUCUGAGAGAGCUGGACCUGAGUAACAACAACCUGCGGGAUUCAGGAGUGAAGCUGCUCACUGCUGGACUGGAGAGUCCACACUGUACACUUGGAACUCUCAGGUUGGGUUUAUGUAAACUCUCAAUGCGAAGCUGUGAAGCUCUGUCCUCAGUUCUCAGCUCGCAGUGUAGUCUGAGAGAGUUGGACCUGAGUAACAAUGACCUGCGGGAUUCAGGAGUGCAGCAGCUCGCUGUUGGACUUGGGAGGCCAGAAUGUACACUGGAAAUGGUCAGUCUGUCAGGCUGUCUGGUCACAGAGGAUGGCUGUGCUCCUCUGGCCUCAGCUCUGAGCUCCAACCUUUCCCAUUUGAGAGAGCUGGACCUGAGCUACAAUCAUCCAGGAGACCCGGGAGUGAAGCGUCUGUCUGCUGCAUUGGAGGAUCCACACAGGAGACUGAACACUCUCAGGGUGGACCAUGGUGGACAGCGGUGGAUAAAACCUGGUCUGAGGAAGUAUGCCUGUGAACUCACACUGGACACAAACACAACACACAAAAAGCUCAAACUGUCUGAAAACAACAGGAAGGUGACACUGGUGGGAGAGAAAAAACAUUCAUAUCCCGAUCAUGAAGACAGAUUUGACCGCUGCUGUCAGCUGCUGUGUGGAAAUUAUCUGACCGAUCGCUGUUACUGGGAGGUCGAGUGGAGAGGAGAUGUUGAUGUAGCAGUGACUUACAGAGGAAUCACAAGGAAAGGAAAAAGUGCUGAGUGCAGGUUUGGAAGGAAUGAUCAGUCGUGGAGUCUAAACUGCUCUGAUGUCGGUUACUCCGCUUGGCACAAUAACAGAGAAACAGUCCGUCUUUCCUCCUCCUCCUCCUCUGCUUCUGGUAGAGUAGCAGUGUAUGUGGACUGUCCUGCUGGCACUCUGUCCUUCUACAGAGUCCGCUCUGAAGAACUGAUCCACCUCCACACCUUCAACAUCACAUUCACUCAACCUCUUUUUCCCGGGUUUGGAUUUGGGUUUGGGGUGGAGUCUUUGAUGUUGUCCCAGGACUCGUCAGUGUCUCUGUGUUCAUUGUAGGAGGAAGGGUCUCAAUAGCUGUGUUUCCAUUCAAUUGUCAAGAGAUUUUUAAGUGAACUUGAAAUGUCGCAAAAAAGAAAUGUGAAUUAGGCGCGUUUCCAUCAAUUAGUUUGGAGCGAAUGAACUCGGCUACAGAGUAGUUUGUUCAGAAGUUGCCGCUAUAGGCUCCGCAUUGGUUGUAAUCCGCUAGUUGACAGAGUAGAAGAAGAGGUUGCGAACUGGAAACAAAACAAGUUGGCUAACCAUCUAUGAGAGAAAAAUGGAAAGAAGUUUUCAUGAAUUAGUUUCAAUUGUUCUUUAACGUCAACUAGUAUUGGUCAUGUUUCAUGUUGUCCAGAGACGAAGACAAGCAUUUGCACGUCAUGGGAAUAUCCGAGAAAAUGCCUACAGCGGAAACACCUGAUCAGUCAUGUGUCAAAUGUUCGCUACACCAUAACACAUUUAGUGCAUAAUUUCUUUGUUUGAUAGUUGUUGUAUUGAAGCAUUAUCAAGUUGUUAAAGAGAGAUAGUAGAUGCCAAUCUUGAGUUUAAAACUGAAGCUAAAUGCACCAGCUCUGACUUUAACAAUCAGUCAAAAUGGCUGCUAAUUGGCCAGGACAUAGACUCAUCAUCAUGUAAAUAAAGGAUAAUCCACAUUUAUGUUUCAUAACUACAUGUCGGAAAGGAAAUGUUUUCAUAUUUUAGGGGAACAUGCUCUUUAAUUGAAAUACUUGUUAAAUAUAGUGAGAGAAACGCGUAUCGCCUUUUCAUUCUGCUGUCUUUCUUGAGCUGGUCAGAAAUGCAUUUAUUAAAACAUUUUGUAUUUUGAACAAUUCUCAUUCUUGUAACCAUUCUGAAAAAAAGAUAUAUAUAUAUAUAUAUAUAUAUAUAUAUAAUGCAUCAUUUGUCCGUUUGAGAUGUGUCAUGAAACAUUGAAUCAAAAUGUAGAUGACGUGACUACUGUCAUGAGUUUUUCAAUAAAGUUAUGAGACAAAAUCUGAGUUAAAGUGUUCAUGUCUAACAUACAUGUUUAUUAGUUGUUUUGCGGUAAGGUUCAUGAGUUCAUUGACGAAGUGAAAGUAGCAAACCGUUAUUACUGUAAGUGUUAUAAUUAAUCAUGAAUGUAAAAGCAGAACUCACAAUGGUAUGAUAGUGAGAGCUGUUUAACUUUUCUUUAUGCUCAGUCUCAGUUCUGCGUUCAAAAUCAAUAAAUAAAUGAAUAAAUACACCCUGAAUGCAAUGAUA